This is a messenger RNA of Brassica oleracea var. oleracea, 729 nucleotides long. RefSeq names its product succinate dehydrogenase subunit 4, mitochondrial-like. The record is from RefSeq and is a predicted model, not a curated record. Lineage: Eukaryota; Viridiplantae; Streptophyta; Magnoliopsida; Brassicales; Brassicaceae. Gene Ontology annotation, biological process: mitochondrial electron transport, succinate to ubiquinone; tricarboxylic acid cycle. Bases 82 to 501 code for a protein of 139 amino acids. Gene Ontology annotation, cellular component: mitochondrial inner membrane. The transcript has a single exon.
UCACUCGGCUUAGGGCUUGUUUCUUUCUCCGAUCGGAUCCAGUUUCAAGAACAGUGGAGUUGGAAUCUCUCCUACGCCGCGAUGUCUCUCCGCCGCUCUAUCCUCGGUCUCCACCGCCAAACCCACAACCUCUCCCUCUCAAAGGCGUUACCUUUCUCGGUGAGUAACAUCUCCUCCCCAUCCGCCGCCGUGAGAAACCCAAUCGGGAGAGAAAUCUCUUCGAUCCCAUUUUCCCUAACCCAGAAACUGAAACCGGACUCCGGGAAUCGUUCUCUUGGGAAAUCUGAUCUCGCCAAAUUUGCUCGUCUGCCAUCGUCUCGAGGUUACAGUAACGCAUCUCUCGUACGGAAGAUCCCUGUUCUGUUUCACAUAAAUGCAGGAAUGGAAGAAGUUUUGGCGGAUUAUGUUCAUCAGGAGAUGACCAGGAAUCUGAUGGUGAUCUCUCUGGGCUUGUUCCAGAUCAUCGUUAUCAAAGAUGUCAUCGUGUUUCUUUUCUUCUGAGCAAGGAAUCAUCUUUUGGGGGGUCUCAUGAACUCGAUCAUCUAGUGAGAUAAAGCCCCUUCUUGUUAUCUUUUAAUGAAUAAAGAACAUUGGUGCAAUGGCAUCUUUAACCUUCCAAGUUUGCUCUGUUUGAUUCAGUUUGUGUAAGGCUUUAAGUGGAAUUCUAAGUGUGUUUGAAAGGGAUAUUAAGAAUCUCUCUUUGGAUUGAAUAAAAGAGAAGUUUUCUCA